Molecule: messenger RNA, 783 nt
Organism: Pyrenophora tritici-repentis Pt-1C-BFP
Lineage: Eukaryota; Fungi; Ascomycota; Dothideomycetes; Pleosporales; Pleosporaceae
Source: RefSeq, a predicted model, not a curated record
AUGAAGUACCACGCUGCUCAGGCUCUGUCUCUUGCUAGCAUAGCUAGCGCAUUCCCUCAUCCUCAACUCCCUACUUUCACGUUGCCCAAUGGAGGUCUAGUAGGUGACUCAGGAUCUGGCUCCAGCUCCAGUUCUAGCUUUGGCUCAGGUUCCGGCCUAGGCUCAGGUCUUGGAAGCGGACUUGGUGGAGGUUUCAGUCUGCCUACAAACCUCCCCGGUCUCGGGGGAGGUUUCAGUCUUCCAACAAGUCUCCCCGGUCUUGGUGGACUAGGUGGUGGCAGCAGUUCCGGCGGCUCCUCAUUGAGCGGCCUACUCAGCGGCCUGUUCGGAGGUCUUGGAGGGGGUCUCAGUGGAGGAGGUCUGGGAGGAGGUCUAGGAGGAGGAUCCAGCACCACAACCGCCGACGCCAUCUCGCCCAUCGCCACUCCCACAAAGACCAUUGCUCCCAUCUCCGCUCCCAUUGCCACCGGCGGGGCCGGCGCUGGAACAAACAGCACAACCCCCACAACCCCAGCCCCAGUCACCAACCCAAACUGCAAGCCCCAAUCCGGCACCGCCUCCCCCUUCGGCGGCAGCGAAAACGGCGUCAAAGAAAACGCCUGCUGUACCGACAUGACCGUCAUCUUCGCACGCGGCACCGGCGAAAUGGGCAACGUAGGCACCGUCUCCGGACCCCCCAUGUUCAAAGCCAUCCGCGUCAAACUCGGCAACGACCGUGUCACCGUUCAAGGCGUAGACUACGCCGCUUCCGCCGCUGGAAACAUCAACCUUGGUGUUGGCUAA